Messenger RNA from Pelodiscus sinensis (Chinese soft-shelled turtle), 3785 nucleotides. It is a transcript of the gene DENND6A, whose product is annotated as DENN domain containing 6A. Gene Ontology annotation, cellular component: recycling endosome. The record is from RefSeq and is a predicted model, not a curated record. Lineage: Eukaryota; Metazoa; Chordata; Testudines; Trionychidae. Gene Ontology annotation, molecular function: guanyl-nucleotide exchange factor activity.
AUGGGGGUAGAGGAGAGAAGAGGAAUGGAGAAGAGAAAGGCCAGCCACUGCCUCAGGCCGCGGGAGGCGGAGCCGGCUCGGCGGUGGCAGGUGCGAGAGCCGAGCCAGAGCGGCGCCCUCAGCGCGGCCUCGCGGAGUCCCUGUGAGGCGGACGAGGAUGCGCCGGGCCGGUGCCUGUCGCUGCUGCCCUGGGACCGUUUCUCGGCCUGGCUGCACUGCGUGUGCGUGGUGGGCUUCGACUUGGAGCUGGGCCAGGCCGUGGAGGUAAUAUAUCCUCAACAUUCGAAACUUACAGAUAAAGAGAAAACCAGUAUUUGCUAUUUGUCUUUUCCAGAUUCCAAUUCAGGUUGUCUUGGAGACACACAGUUUUGUUUUAGAUUCCGGCAGUCUUCUGGUAGGAGGCUCUCACUGCAUUGUAUGCUGGACCAGCUGGAAAGAGACUUACCAAUUUCCUUAAAGAUGGACCCUGCAUAUUACUAUGGCUAUGUAUAUUUUAGACAAGUUCGAGACAAAACAUUAAAAAGAGGCUACUUCCAGAAGUCCUUGGUUCUCAUCAGCAAACUACCUUAUAUCCAUCUUUUCCACACUGUGCUUAGGCACAUAGCACCAGAAUAUUUUGUAAAGAAUGACUCUUUCCUGGAAGCAGUUUGUAGUGAUGUUGAUCAUUGGCCAACACCAGUCCCAGGGAAAACACUAAAUUUGCCUAUUAUGGGCAUUGUAAUGAAGGUACGGAUUCCAACAUGUCAUGACAAGCCUGGAACAACCCAAAUAAUACAGUUCACACACCAGGCAGACACACAAAUCUCGAUUGCUUUACCUACUGUUCAUGAAGUGGAUCUUUUCAGAUGCUUCUGUCCAGUGUUCUUUCACAUUCAGAUGCUUUGGGAACUAGUGUUGUUAGGAGAACCAGUGGUUGUUAUGGCACCAUCACCUUCUGAAUCUUCAGAAACUGUUCUGGCACUUGUUAGUUGCAUUUCACCUUUGAAGUACUGCAGUGAUUUUAGGCCCUAUUUCACUAUACAUGAUAGUGAAUUCAAAGAAUAUACCACUCGUACACAAGCCCCGCCUUCUGUCAUUUUAGGAGUGACGAACCCUUUUUUUGCUAAAACACUUCAGCACUGGCCACAUAUUGUCCGAAUAGGAGAGAUUAAACUUCCAGGUGAAGUUCCAAAGCAAGUGAAAGUGAAAAAGCUCAAGAACCUAAAGACUUUGGAUUCUAAACCUGGUGUUUAUACAUCUUAUAAAACAUACUUGAACAGAGAUGAAGAAAUCAUAAAACAGUUACAGAAGGGUGUACAACAGAAACGUCCUGCAGAAGCUCAAAGUGUAAUUCUUAGACGUUAUUUCUUGGAACUGACACAAAGCUUCAUCAUUCCAUUAGAACGUUAUGUGGCAAGCCUAAUGCCCCUGCAAAAGACUAUCUCUCCAUGGAAGAGUCCACCACAGUUGAGACAAUUCAGCCAGGAAGACUUCAUGAAAACACUUGAGAAAGCAGGACCACAGCUCACCUCUGGAUUAAAGGGAGACUGGAUAGGACUUUACAGACACUUCUUGAAAUCUCCAAAUUUCAAUGGCUGGUUCAGGACCAGGUGGAAGGAAAUGACACAGAAGUUGGAGGCCCUUCAUUUAGAAGCGCUCUGUAAUGAGGACCUCCUUUUCUGGAGUAAGAAACAUACUGAAGUAGAAACAGUGGAUCUUGUCUUAAAGCUAAAGAAUAAAUUGUUACAAGCUGACAGAGAACAUCUACCUGUGAAACCUGACACUGUGGAACAGCUACAAAUGCAUAUCAAUAAAAUUAUUCUAGCACUCCCAGAUGAUUUACAGGAUAUUCUGUUCAAAACUGGUACAACAUGAUUUCUACUAGGAUCUUUAAUGCAAUGCACACAACACAUUUCAAAGCUUCGUGGAAGAGACUGUCAGAGAUUAAUGGAAUGGAGCUGUGAAUGGUAUAUUAACACUUGCAAUGGACAGUAAUAAUAAUGGAAAAAAGAAUUUUUAGCUUUUUUUUUUUAGUAGAAACCUACUGGAGUUCCACUUAAAUAUUGAUGGCACUAAAGGAAUUUGUGUUUAAUUAUGUGUUAAACCAAGUGCUCUUAUGGAAAACCUGUGGGCAUAUGAAAUUAUAAACAUGCAGGAUCACAAUGCAGUGCUGGCAUUGCAGAAUGUUUUUUUUUUAAAUUGGUGCUGCUGUGCUCAUUGAUGUUAACUCAGGGGGAAGCAACAUUUACAUUGGCUCUGUAAAGAGCCUGUCCCAUUUUAGAUAUAUGUAAAUGCUUUUAAUGCCUUUUUUCUUUAGAUGUUUUUCAUCUUAUGUUAAAAAACCAACUGCCAUAUUAUUGUGACUUGGACGAAGUACCUAACACUUGAGGAAUUUUAUUGGAAAAUUAUUGCUUACAAAUUAGAACUGAUAUUAGCAGAGACAAGUGAAAGCAUUAAAUAGGCUCUUAAUCUUUUGUUUUAACUUUUUUUUUUUCAAUGAUGAUAUUACAUCUGCCUCUGGACAGAAAAGAAGUCACCUGUUUAAAUAUAUCCUAAGAAAAAGCAACGGAUAUAUUUUCCUUUAACUUUAUUCAUUUAAGGUCAGAUAAUGGGUGCUUGUCCUCAUAGGCCUUAAUUAAUGCUAACUUCAGAUUAACUGUUUUUAUCAUGGAACAAUUUAAACGAUUUUAAAGAUGAACUGAUGAAAUUCAGGAUUUAAAACUAUUUAAUGGAAACAACUAUAUAGUCUUCCAUUGCAUAAGAUACAUAGUGUUGCUUAUUAAAUAUACCGAGUUUAAUGUUACUGUUGCUCAUCAUGUAAUAGAUCUCAGUAGUGUUAGUUGGCAUACAAUCCACUGUUCAGGAUCUUUGAAUUAACCUUAUGGUAUGCUUCUCAUUCAUUCCAGAAAAUGAUUGUUACGAAGUUUUUAGGAGGAGGAAAUAGGGUAGGAAGGAGGAUACCAUAUUACUGUGAUCUGAAAGAGUCUUAUGGAUUGUUGAGACUCUGUCAAGAAAAGCUGGUAGUGAAGCUACUUAAAAUACAGGCAGAGAGUAAACAUGCAUAAAUAACCACUUUUCAUUCUGUAUUAAGCAACAAGCAUUUCUUGCCACUAGAUCACCUUAAACCAAGAAAACUUAACAAGUGCACAUUUGCUCUGCAUGCAAAAUAUGACUUUGAGGAUCCAUUCUAAGCAGGAUAAGAUGAAGCCAUCAUGUACAAAUAAAUACAGUACAAACUUUACUCGUAGAUGACAAAUGGCUCUCAGUUAUCAAAAGAUUCUGCUUUACAUGCUUUGGGUACAAUACAUUGUCUUGUAACAUUGCAGAGCUGCUAUGGACAAAAUGCCUUUGAUAAAUAUUUCAUAUCAUAUUUCUAGAAAUGACUUAUUUAGGUAUAAACUGUCACAUUAUUUUUAAGAAAAUCUAUAUUUUAAUACUCUUACCGUUUAUAUAAAAUUAUUUGAAUCAGAAGUUAAACAAAUUAUAUCAAGACACUGUCAUUUAAAUUAUACCAUUGUGGCAUUAAUUAAUAUCUAACCUGCAAUUUGUUUUGCACAGUUGGCAACUAGCAUUUCUAAUCCUGAAACCGUAAAGUGGCCAUUACUCUGGUAAACUAUCUUUAAAUAUUUAACUGAAGCACUGUAUGAUAUCUUUGAACUGUGUAAUUUGGCACCAAUUAUGUCAGCAUAUUACCACUUGAUUGAAAAUAUGUAUUUUUUGUAAAAGGAAAUAAACUUCAGUGUUUUGGAAUGUUUACUUCAGUUACUUGCUCAGCAAAUUAUAUUUUCAAAUUAUCUCCUAUAUUG